UCUACGCUGCCGCGCCGGGAGGAGGCAGGGGGGGGUGGGCUGCGGGUCAAGGCAGAUCCUGCUGGCCUGUGAAAGCUUCGCCCUCGGUCACUGGCGAGUUUGAUAACUAUCUAAUGACUUGCUGCGUGGAGGAAGAAUCCAGUCACUCCAAUGAGCGGCGAGUCAUUGAAGAGCUGCUCCAGAUUUCCUUUGAGCUGAUUCCAAGUCCAGUUAUCCAGAGAGCGAGACUGUGCCCAGGAUUUCUGCGGUGGCUUAUCAGUCAUUCACCCACAAGUUAGUACGGCACCUCCAGAAUUCAGCACAUUGGGUUUUAAGAUUUUAACACUUCAUGAACAUUUCAGUGGUCUCUUUGCUUCAGGGAGCUGAAUAUUCUUCUAAACUUUGAAACAGCAUUUCUGGAGUGAAUUUUAAAAAUAAGGAUGCCUCCAAUUCGAAGGCUCUUAAGACGACGUUACUUGCAUUGGAAACUCAUUCUUGCAGCUCUUGUGUUCAUCACGUUUUUAUUUCUGAUGCAUAGGGAAGUAGUUGGGACCGCUACACAAGAGCCAUGGCUGAAAGAAAUGGCAGUGAAAAAAGACAAAGUUCUGCACAUGAUGAUGGGAGCAGUGAACAAUUUAAAAGAUGCAAUUCCAAAAAUGCAGAUAGGAGCCCCUGUCAGAGAGCAAGAGUCUUUAAACUUCAAAAAAACCUGUUUGCCUGGAUAUUAUACAGCAGCAGAACUGAAAUCCUUCAUGGAGCGGCCACCUCAGGAUCCGAAUGCUCCUGGAGCUGGAGGAAAGCCAUAUCACACUGAUAACCUGUCUCCAGAGGAACAGAAAGAAAAAGAUCGAGGAAAUGAGAAACACUGCUUCAAUGCUUUUGCAAGUGACCGAAUUUCUUUACAUAGAGAUCUUGGACCUGACACAAGGCCACCUGAAUGCAUUGAGCAGAAGUUUAAAAGAUGUCCUUCCAUGCCCACUACAAGUGUAAUUAUAGUGUUCCACAAUGAAGCUUGGUCUACACUGCUUAGAACUGUUUUCAGUGUAAUGCAUACAUCGCCUGCUAUGGUUUUAAAAGAGAUAAUUCUGGUUGAUGAUGCAAGUACGGAUGAUUACUUAAAAGAAGAAUUAGAUAACUAUGUGAAGCCAUUUCAAAUAGUUAAAGUUGUUCGGCAAUUGGAAAGGAAGGGAUUAAUUACAGCAAGAUUGCUGGGAGCCUCAGUGGCCACAGGAGAGGUCUUGACCUUCUUGGAUGCACACUGUGAAUGUUUCAAUGGUUGGUUGGAGCCAUUGCUGAACAGGAUUGCUGAGAAUUACACUGCUGUAGUGAGCCCUGAUAUCUCCAACAUCGAUCUCAAAACUUUUGAAGUGAUGAAACCAAAUCCAUAUGGACAAAAUCAUAACAGGGGUAACUUUGAUUGGAGUCUGUCAUUUGGAUGGGAAUCUCUUCCUGAUCAUGAGAAAAAAAGGAGAAAAGAUGAAACUUAUCCUAUAAAGUCACCGACAUUUGCUGGUGGGCUAUUUGCUAUCUCCAAGCAAUAUUUUGAACUCAUAGGUGCUUAUGAUGAUCAGAUGGAAAUAUGGGGUGGUGAGAACAUAGAAAUGUCUUUCAGGGUAUGGCUAUGUGGUGGACAAUUAGAAAUUCUGCCAUGUUCUGUCGUAGGUCAUGUCUUUCGCACCAAAAGCCCCCAUACUUUCCCCAAAGGUACUCAAGUGAUAGCCCGUAAUUUGGUACGCCUGGCAGAAGUAUGGAUGGAUGACUACAAACAGAUAUUUUACAGACGAAAUAGUCAGGCAAUGAAGAUGUUCAAAGAGAAAACUUAUGGAGACAUUACCGAAAGGCUUGAGUUGAAACAACGUUUGCAAUGUAAGAACUUCACUUGGUAUCUGAAGAAUGUUUACCCAGAGGUAUUCACACCUGAGCUGUCUCCUCAACAUUUUGGUGCAAUUAAAAAUGCAGGUUCUGGAACCUGUCUUGAUGCUGGAGAAAACAAUCUAGGUGGAAAACACCUAAUAAUGUAUACAUGCCAUGGUCUUGGAGGAAACCAGUACUUUGAAUAUACCUCAUUAAAUGAAAUUCGUCAUAAUAUCCGGAGAUUAUGUAUUCAUAACUUAAACAACAUUGCUUUUCUUGAGGGAUGUGCAUACAAAAAUUCGAACAGCUUUGUUUCAGCAGAGCAGAAGUGGGAACUUAAGAAAGAUGUUUAUAUUUGUACAUUGUUUUGUGUUACAGGAGAUGCUGCUUAUAAUCAAGUUUCAAAUAAGUGUUUAAGUGCAAGAGGUGAAACGCCCAACCUGGUGCCCUGCAAUCCUUCUGAUCAAUACCAAAAGUGGAUUUUCAGCUAACAGACAAUCCAGCACCUGAACCAAUGAAGAUUAAGUGCAAAUUUUGUAUCAAAGUCGGGAAGCAUUCACACAGACUUGAAAGGCACAAAAACAUGCAAGUCUUUGUAACAGGAAUUUUUCAAGACAUUUUUAAAAUUUGUAAUAAAGCAAAUUGCACUUGAAUGUAUUAGAUGGUGCUAGGGUUAUCUUCCUAUAUAUUCUCUUAUUGCAAUGGACACUUUUAAUCAACUUGUAAUUUUUCUAUUCCAAUGUUCAACAUGAAUUUAGGGAAUGUGAGAUUUUACUUUACAGAAUUGGUGAUUGUGUAUGCUGGUAACAUUUAAUAGGUGAAUAAAUAGCAGGAUAAAUUCAGCUUACUUUGAAAAGUAAUUAACUUGAGGACUUUACUGCUGUAUGUAUUUUUGGGAGUUAUUUUGGUAUGUACUGAGAAGAUUUUUUCCCUUCAUUGGAU
Pristis pectinata (smalltooth sawfish) is the source of this 2775-nucleotide messenger RNA. It is a transcript of the gene galnt3, whose product is annotated as UDP-N-acetyl-alpha-D-galactosamine:polypeptide N-acetylgalactosaminyltransferase 3 (GalNAc-T3). The record is from RefSeq and is a predicted model, not a curated record. Gene Ontology annotation, cellular component: Golgi apparatus. NCBI's taxonomy places the organism in Eukaryota, Metazoa, Chordata, Chondrichthyes, Rhinopristiformes, Pristidae.